This is a messenger RNA of Pristis pectinata (smalltooth sawfish), 13079 nucleotides long. It is a transcript of the gene smad5, whose product is annotated as SMAD family member 5. Gene Ontology annotation, cellular component: heteromeric SMAD protein complex. Gene Ontology annotation, biological process: anatomical structure morphogenesis; regulation of transcription by RNA polymerase II; transforming growth factor beta receptor signaling pathway. Bases 448 to 1851 code for a protein of 467 amino acids. NCBI's taxonomy places the organism in Eukaryota, Metazoa, Chordata, Chondrichthyes, Rhinopristiformes, Pristidae. The record is from RefSeq and is a predicted model, not a curated record. Gene Ontology annotation, molecular function: DNA-binding transcription factor activity, RNA polymerase II-specific; I-SMAD binding; RNA polymerase II cis-regulatory region sequence-specific DNA binding. The transcript is spliced from 7 exons.
AUCUCGGCAGUACAAUGGCGGAUGCUGCCAAUCUAUUGUGAUGUCGUCAGAAACCCUUCUAUGCAUUCCACGGGCAACGGUUGAUUGACACCCCAGUCACCCCGGCCGGCGGAGGCGGGACUUGCGGCCGGCCGGCGGAGGCGGUUGGUCGAGAGUUGCGGGAGCCCGGAGUUCUCAUCGCUGAAGGGCAGACAAAGUGGUGGCUGAGUACUGUGUCUGAGGAAGCAAGAAGCCAAGAUUUGCACAUCAAGAUUUCAAUUUUGUAAAAUUGUAAAAAGGCAACUGUCAAGGCUGAAGAAGGAAUACUUGCCCCUUCACUUUUGUGUAGGUUGAGAUUUCCUCUGCUAAAGCGGUGGCCAUUUUUAAUUUGUUUAUUACUGCUCACAGCUGCUGACUUUGCCCUGGAAACAAUUCUUCUGUUAUUUGAUACCAUUUAAUCUUUUCACAAUGACGAUGGCAAGCCUAUUCUCAUUUACCAGCCCAGCUGUAAAACGUCUUUUGGGCUGGAAGCAAGGGGAUGAAGAAGAGAAGUGGGCAGAGAAAGCAGUUGAUGCUCUAGUAAAAAAAUUGAAGAAGAAAAAGGGAGCUAUGGAAGAUUUGGAAAAGGCAUUAAGCAGUCCUGGUCAGCCCAGCAAAUGUGUCACCAUCCCACGAUCUUUAGAUGGGCGUCUUCAGGUAUCACACAGGAAAGGCUUACCGCAUGUUAUCUAUUGUCGUGUAUGGCGCUGGCCAGAUCUUCAAAGUCACCAUGAGUUGAAGCCAUUAGAUAUAUGUGAAUUUCCAUUUGGAUCAAAACAAAAGGAGGUCUGCAUCAAUCCUUAUCAUUAUAAGCGAGUGGAAAGUCCAGUUCUGCCUCCAGUUUUGGUUCCAAGGCACAGUGAGUUUAACCCACAACACAGCCUCCUUGUCCAGUUUCGUAACUUGAGUCACAACGAGCCCCAUAUGCCGCACAAUGCUACGUUUCCGGAUUCCUUCCAACAGCCAAAUAGUAAUCCAUUUCCAAUUUCGCCAAAUAGCCCAUACCCUCCAUCACCAGCCAGCAGCACCUAUCCCAGUUCUCCUGCUAGUUCUGGACCAAGCAGUCCUUUCCAACUGCCAGCUGACACCCCUCCACCUGCUUACAUGCCACCAGAAGAGCAGAUAAGUCAAGAUAGUACGCAACCUAUGGAUACAGGGAAUGUCAUGAUGACCUCUAGCAUUCCCAGUCUCCCUAUUAUUUCCACCAGAGAUGUUCAGCCUGUUGCUUAUGAAGAGCCAAAGCACUGGUGUUCCAUCGUUUACUAUGAGUUGAAUAAUCGAGUUGGAGAGGCCUUCCAUGCCUCCUCUACCAGUGUUUUAGUGGAUGGAUUUACUGAUCCAUCCAACAAUAAAAACCGUUUCUGUCUUGGUCUUCUUUCCAAUGUAAACCGCAACUCCACCAUUGAGAACACCAGGCGGCACAUUGGUAAAGGUGUCCACUUAUACUACGUGGGGGGUGAAGUCUAUGCUGAAUGUCUCAGUGACAGCAGCAUUUUUGUACAGAGUAGAAAUUGCAACUACCACCAUGGCUUUCAUCCUACCACUGUUUGUAAGAUACCAAGUGGUUGCAGCCUAAAGAUAUUCAACAACCAAGAGUUUGCUCAGCUCUUAGCUCAAUCUGUAAAUCAUGGCUUUGAAGCAGUUUAUGAACUGACCAAGAUGUGUACCAUUCGCAUGAGUUUUGUUAAGGGCUGGGGUGCAGAAUACCACCGCCAGGAUGUAACCAGCACACCAUGUUGGAUAGAGAUUCAUCUUCAUGGUCCACUUCAGUGGCUGGACAAAGUUCUUACUCAGAUGGGCUCUCCUCAUAAUCCUAUCUCCUCUGUAUCUUAACAGUGAAUUAUGAUCAACGGGGUUGUGGAAACUACCAGAGGGAGGAAAAUUUUAUUUAAACUGGACACUGUGAAAGAUAUACUGGAAGAACAAUGAGAAAAAUUCAAAUGGCAAUCUUUAAGAUUUUAUGACCAAUCGUCGAUUGCUUUGCCAUACUAAUACAUCGAGUGGUAUUUAUAGUUUUUUUGCCAUCUGCUUAACGCAGCUGUUAAUGUUAAAAUACUGUUGAUGGAUGUUAUUAGAACCUUUGUGAUACUUUAAAUCUGAAUGCUUCAACAUUUUGCUUUGCUGUGAAGUCCAACUGUAUUGAAUGAGCUGUAUAUACAUUUUAGCUGGUUAAUUAUGGGCAGUAAGACUAGAUCUUAAGUUGUAGCAUGAUGAUGCUAACAAGAUGUUUUUUCAAUUAUGUUAGCAUCUUAUGAAAAUAGAUUUCUUUAAAAAAAAUAAUCAUGGUUAUUACUAUUCCAGGGAAAUUAACUAUCAAUUAAGAUUCUGCUCAGCUGAGAAGUUUCUCCAUGUGGAACACUUUCUUGCAUUUGCCAAAAUGAAUGUGGUCAUUUUCUCAGAAGAUUCAAGCCUAUUCUGAGCAUUGUUUUUGAAACAUUAAGCUGCCUGUAGAAAACCAUUUCCAUUUGUCAUCUCAUAGAUGUAUAUUACAUCCAAUGUUGGGACAAGUCUUAAAUUUUGUAUUGUAUAUUCAUGAGCUUGGAGUUGUAUCAUAGUAUGUAGAACUCUUUGAUCCAACAGGCAUUGUAGUGAGCUUAUACAUAGUUAAUGCAGAUAGUCUUUGUUGGACUACUUAUAGGCAUUACUGAUCCUUUAAAACUAGGGAAAGUACUGGUGAAUCUAAGGAUACAGUUUAUAGUGCAGUGUGUAGCCAGUGCAGCAGGGCUGUCCAUAAGUGCAAGCAUUUCUGUUGCUGUAGAGAUGAGACAACUGUCACAUUUGCAUGCAUUAAAACCUUGCAUAUUUUAAUUCAUUCUUGCCCAUCUAUUCCUAAUGAUAGAUAAUGUAAGAGAGCAUUAAAAUUCACUUUGUCAAAUUCUUCUCUAUAGCUUAAGUCAAAUGAGCAAGAGCCUGGUUUGGAAUUUGUAUUAAAUAAGCUAGAAUUUAUCUCUCAGCAAUGCCUAUCUGAUAUCAAGCUAUUUACACAAAUUGUAGGUUAGGAAAGUGGAUUGUUAUCAGGCAUGCUUCUGUUAAUUUCAUCUGAAACUAUACUUCAUCUGCUCAUCACCUUGACAUUUCAUUAAAGAGCAGUGCAAACAAAAAAAUGGAGAAAAUCUUCAUAUUACAGGUAAUGUAACUUUAUUUAUUUUUUUGGUGGGAGGGCGGAAUCUGGGUGUCAUUGGCAAGGCCAGCGUUUAUUGCCCAUCCCUAGUUGUCCUUGAAGGUGAGCUGUUGUCUUGAACUGCUGCUGUCCUUCUGGCACUCGUACUAUUGGGUAGCGAGUGCCAGGAUUUAAAUGGUGAAGGACUGAUGGUAUAUGAUGUUCAGAUUGGAGGUGGACUGCAGGUGUUUUUUGUGUCUGCUUCCCUUGACCUUGCCGAUGAUAGUUUGACAGUCUUGGCAUUCCCAUCACAAGUAAUGUUUCCCACAGUAGAUGAAUGCUGCAGGCAGGAACUCAGCAUUAAAUGUGUUUCCUUCAGGUGCUGGGUCUUUAUAAAGCCACAUGUAGCUCUCUAAUUUUUUUAUGAUUAAUAUUGUUGUAAUUGUGCUUAAUGUACUUGAAAUAUCACCAUUAUUGGCAGUGAAACUUCUUGGAAGUAUAAAUUGGUAAAUCCGACUUAAUGAGUUAAUGAAUUCAAUGUAGGUGUCCAAAUUGUUUUUAAACAAACUCAUGGUUAAAAUUUAGUUUCAAUAAGGAGUUAGUAAGUAACUUUAAAACACAGGAAUUGUUUCAGAAUCUUGAUGUUCUCCAUUUCUCUUGGGGAUCCACACUUAUGAAGCAAGUGCUGAAUAGGACAUAACAGUGCUAAUGUAAAAGUGAAUGAUAAACUGGAUGAGAUACACUGUAUUCUACUCUGGUAAAGUUAGCCUUUGUUUAAAGAGAUGAAAAACAUUGGAAAAAGUGACCAAUUAGCAGCUAUUUUCCUAAUGCACCUUCUGCUCUUCAGCACCAUUUCCCCCAGCCCCUAGAAAAAUAUCUUCCUUAAAGUUGGAACUUGUUUUUGAUAAGUGAGAUUGACCAUAUCCUAAUUACAAUUUGGCCAUUGCCUUCUGGUAUUCUUCAGACUUUUCACUUUUGAUUUCAAUUUUCUGGCAGUACAAAUUGCUUUGGUGCUCAUAAACAUUUGCAUUUUUAAAUGUGCAAAUCUGUUAUUAGGCUUUAUUUUACAUACAGUGGGAAGAUUUGAAGAUUUUCGAGUCCACAUAGUAUAGAAAUUUCUGUGUACUGUCAGAAUUCCUUUAAUAAAGAUAAUGCAUUUGCCUGUUAAUGGUGUUUUAUUCUGUGAAGUAUGGGUUGUUUUGAAAUUUGAACACUACACUAAAGUUGAUAACUUAAUCUCCUAACAGUUUGGUUGGGAAUAAAAGGAUAUUGACCAAUAGAAAAAAGCCUAAACUUUGAGGAAGCCUCAAUCGGCAUGAGGAAAAAAUAAGGAAGCAAAAAGAUUUAUGGAGCAGAUUUGAAUGUUUGCAUUAUAUUACCGCUAUAUAGCAUGGCCACUUAAUCAUUUAUUUGAGUAUUCAUAGAAUUAAACUGUAAAUAUGCACAUUAGCUGGUGUCAGCACCAUGUAAGAAAAACAAUUCAAAUAUGCCUUUGAUUAGGGAGUUGUGCUUGCAUCAUAUUGCACUUGCAUCAAUAAAAUGCAGUCUUGUUACACUUGCAAUAAACUUCAUAAUGCAGUUCACAUUUAUCUGUUUGCAAACACCCAAACAAAUUAAAAGUAGGAAUAUGCUUCAUGAGUUUACUAUGCCAUUCACGAAGAUUAUUUCCACCAACUUCUGAGCUUUUCACUUAUCAAGAAUCCAUCUGUCCUAAUAAGAUUUAAAGACUCUGCUUUCAUCACCCUUUGGAAGAAAACUCUGGCAUCUCAUUUCUGGCUAAUACUGGCAACCCUUUUUAAAUAGUAAUCCCAGUUCUAGAUUCUCUCAAGAAAACAUCCUCUUCUCAGGAUCUCGUAUACUUUAAGCACUCUUUACAUUGUUCAUCUCUUGCCUUUCAAAUCUGUCUCCAUGUUGGGAGAGAGACUAGCCACAAACUAUCCAUUAUAAGCCUACAGCCUCUCAAUCUAUCUUGACUAUAUUUCCCCUCACUCUGCCUUCUGUAAGGACACAAUUCUUCCAAUUCCUCCUCCUGCCUUAUUUGCUCCACAGGUCUUCUGAAAUGUCUUCCUGAAGUGUGGCUUCUUUCUACCAUAGUGCACAGAGCUCCAUGUAUGUAACUAUUUCUUGCAUCUCUGCUCCUCCCCCUGAGCAUACCCAUGACAAGGUCUGCCCUGUUCCUCAUCUUCCAUUCCACUGACUUCUACAUUCAACAGAUUAUCCCUUUGCAACUUCUGCCAGCUCCAAGAUCACACCAUCCAUUUCUCUGCUCCCUCUUCCACAUUUCAAAGGGACUGUUCCUUUGUGACUCCCUGGUCUGCUCUUCUGACCCCACCAACUACUCCCCAUCUUACAGUACUUUCCCAAGCAACGGCAGGUGAUGUCACAAGUAUCCUUUAUAAUAGUGCAAGAGGUCAAAGGUUAAUUUAGUUGGUGGUAGGCAACAGGAAGCUUGGGGUUGCCCCUGUACCUUGAAAGCAGGUGCUCAGCAAAAUAGUUACCCAUUCUGUUUGGUUUCCCCAAAGAAGGGGGAACCAUAUCUUGAGCGUUGACUACAGUGCACGAUAUUGGAAGAAGUACAAGUGAAUUGCAGAUUCGCCUGAAGGGAUUGUUUGGGUCCCUGGAUGGUGAGAAGCAAAGAGGUUAAGGGACAGGUUGCAUCUUUUGUGGUUGUAUGAAAAAGAGGAGUUGUUGGUCGAUGUGGAAGAGCAAACCAAGGAGUUAUGAAGCGAAAUCCCCUUUCAUAGUGCUGAAAGGGGAGGAGAAUAUGUGUCUGGUGUUGGAAUCUCAUUGACAACUUGCAAAGCAAAUACCCACUUUCAAAGCAAGGUCAGUGUCUCAAAAUCUUUAACUUGAAGUACCAGAAAAUCCUUUUAUGCCCUCUUGUGGAAGGAUAGGUAAGAAUUGCAAUCUUUUCAACCAUUUGAUCCACAUUGUUAGCUAAUAAAUCAAGUUUGGCAAAUUGGAAUAUAUUUUACAGCAUAAAUUAGAGGUUCUAUGAAUAGUUCUAAUUUCCAAGUGGACAGCCCACGAAACUAGUUUGGAUAUAGUUGACCACAAUGCCCAAGCUGAAAGCCUGCAGAUAGUCCUGCUUACAUUAUUGAAGUAGAUACUUUAAUGUACAGCAGCCAACUAGUAUUUAACAAUAUGUAACUGAACACAUGGUCAAUAAUAAGAUCUGUGGGAAGGGAGGUGAAAGGAAGAGUUCAUAAAUUAUCAGAAACUGAAUAAUUCAGCUUUUAUCUUGUACAAUUAUUUUGAAAGUAUUAAAUUUGUGAUUUAGAAACAUCGACAAUACAAAAAUAUCAUUCUCUUUUAAGUUAAUCUAUAAACAAAACAUUUGAGGACCUGGUGCCAAAGUCACAAAGCACAGAAAAGCAUGUCCAGAAUAAGUAUAUGAACAGACUAAAUAACAAUACCUUGUGAAGAGUAUGGCAGGAAAAUAAUUGGGAGGGGAUGUGAUGACCAAAUGGGAACAGGGUGGGCUUGGGCAGUAUUGGAAAUAACAGGAUUGAGAUCCUGCUGAUGUUUAGAGAGUUAAGGGAAUGGGAAAACAGUCAACAAACUGACCAAAAAAAGUUUAAGAGAGCCUAAAGGUGUGAAUUUAAAAAUCCAAUCUGGAUGUUCUAAAUGGUACAACAGGAACUAAUUGUUUGUCAGACCAGGCACCUUCAAAGCAUGUAGUAUACAUUCCAUAUAACUUCGAUUGCUCUAGGGCAUUUUUUGUUUACAGAAAGUGCUCCAGUCAAAUCAGAAACUAAUCAAAUAUGCCACCUUUCCCCUUCUCCCCACCCCACUGACUUCCUCACAGCCUCCUUAUUCUCAUUGUGCUCUCAAAGGCUUUGAAUAUUUGAUAUUUUUUUCAUUUUUAUUUAUUCUUUGGGUCUGAACAUUACAAGCAAGGGUAGUAUUUAUUGCUGAUCCCUAAUUACCCUUGAAGUUGUCAGUGAGCCACAGCAACGUUGUGGUGAAGUUACCCUUGGAGUACUGUUGGGCAUUUGAGCAUUUUGAUGUAUUUCCAUGUCAGGAUCAUGUGCAACUUGGAACUUGGUGUUCAAGCAUCUGUUGUGUUGGUCUAGGCUGUAGUAGCUGCUGUCAUGGAAGGUUCUGACUAACUGCUUAUUUUAUUCAUGCCAUUGAGCUUAUUGCUCCUCUGAAGAGGAUUGAUUACAUGUUAAAAUUUGCUAACUCUUGUAGAGUCAAACUUUAAUCUUGCUGAUCCAAGCAACUUGCACUUGCAUGCUUUAAUUGUCCCCCUCGUCUAAUUGUUAGCUGCCUAAAUUGUUUUGCAGUAUACAUUAAUUGGUCCUAUUUCAUACUAAACUUGGACAUUAAACUGGAGCAAUGAUACAAGAUGGAGGGCUUUAGCUUACUGGGGCAUUGAUACUGGUUCAGAGUGGGACCAGAUGAAUUUGGAACCAAUGUCUUUACAGGAGGGUUGGCUAGUCCUGUAUGGGGUGGGCAAGUGAAAGUAAAUUGUGGAGGUGCAGGUGAGGAGAGUUUCAAAUGCAUUGGCUGGCAGGAGUAACAGAAACUAGGAUGUAGCAUUGGAAAAGGGGAGGGGAAAAGUCCACAAAUAAUUGGGAGAAAAAAAUAGCAUUAGUGCAAGAAAUAGUACUGCCUUAAUAGGACCAGACUAAAGUUCACAGUGUAUUUUAAAAAGUUAGAACUUUGGCUGUAAUUAUCAUGUGGGACUGUGUUGUAGCGAUAACAGAGAUCUAGCUUUUAAAGAAAAAAUUGGAAUUGUGGAUACUAAGUAUCCCUGCGUAAAGGUGUUGGGAAGAGGUGGGGUGGGGGAUGGUGGUGCAGCUGGCAGUAUUUGCAAUAUUCUUCAUGAUCAAUGCUGAAAAGGAAGCAGGAACAGGAUCUAUUUGGUUGGAGUUGAGAAACAGCUCCCAUUGCACUGGGAGUAUUCUAUAGGUGUCUAAAUAGUGGGAAGGAUGUUGUGUAACUUUUCAGGAGAAUGGGAAAGUGAAAAAGCCAUUGAGUAUGAUGACAGGAAACUUGAAUCACCCUAAUGAAGACUGGCAUAGUAAUAUAAGAGGAAGAGCUUCUGUUCAGGAGAAUUUUCUUGACUGGUAUGUUUCUGAUCUAGUGAAGAAGGGAACAUUGCUGGGCUUGGUUCAAGGGAAUGUGGCAUGCUAAGUGGAACAAGUAUAAAUUUUAAGGUUAGCAUCAUAAGAUUUAGAAUAGCUUUGGGAAAGGAUAUAGAUUACUUCAGGGUAAAACAAUUGAAGGGCUAAUUUCAACAGAUGAGAACAGAUCUGGUCCAAGCAAAUUGGAAUCAAGGACGGAGAGGCAAACUAUGAAUAGUGAGCAGCUUUUAAGAUGGAUUAAGUACAGUCUAGAUACAUUUCUAUAAGUGAGAAAAUUAGUGUUUAAAAUCAGAACUGCAUGACUGAAAAGAGGAAGUAAAAUAAAGUAGGAAUAAAAAAAAGGCAAAUGACAGAUGUCAGGUUGAUAACACAGGAUUAUGGGGAGUUCAGAAGGGAGGUUAAAAAAGAAAUAAGAUGGGGAAAGAAAUGGCUGGUAACAAAAAGGAAUCCAAUCUCUGAAAUGUAGAAGUGGUAGUAAUGAGAGGUGGGGUUAAUCAAGGAUCAAAAUGAGUUCUUCAUGAGACAGCAUGCCUGAGUUAGAGGACUUUGGUCUGUGUCAAAGAAGUUGUUUCUUCUAGAGUCUCAGCAGAGGAGGAACUGAGUAGGUAAAAUUUGAUAGAGGAGGUACUAGAAAGGAGAGUCAUACUUGAGUGGUUAAAUUAAAUGGUUCAGAUGAUGGGAUCUAACCUGGGUUGCUGAGCGAAGUAAGGGUAGAAGUUGCAGAGAGAUUCACUAUAAUUUUCCAGGCAUCUAUCGAUAUGGUGAUGAUACUUAGACCAUUGUUCAAAAAUAGUAAUAAUAGGCCAGUCACUUUAACCUUGAUUAAGUUUCCCCCAUUACCAAGGACAGAAUUAGCUGUCACUUAGACAUGUAUGGACUGGUGAAGGAAUGGACUGAUGAGGUUAUAGAGAAGGUCAAUGAGGAAAAUGUGGUUGAUCAAAAGGUGUUUGAUAAAGUGCUGCAUAAUCAGCUUAUUAUCAGGAUUGAAGCUAAAACAAGCAAUAUCAGCAUGAAUAGAAAAUUAGCGGUGACAGAAAUGGUGAGCAGUGAUGAAGCAUUUUUUGGACUUGCAUUAAAUGUGUAAUGGAAUCCCCAGCACUUAAUACUAGGACCACUGCUUUUCCUAAUACAUAUCAAUGACUUGAAAUUGACUGUUCAGGGCACUAAUUUCCAAAUCUGACGCACAACUUGGAGGUGCAGUAAAAUGGGUCAAGCACUCCAUGAGCUUGUUACACCUUUCAGUAUGAUCAUGGCUGUUCUGUACUUGCCUACUUUGGUUAUACACUUAAUACCCAACAAAAAAACUUUCAAUUUAAGUUUUUGAAUUUCCACUUGAUUCAGCUUCAAUUGCUGUUUUUUUUUCCCCGAGUUGGGGGUGGUGGGCAGGGAAAUGGAGAGAACAGUUCCAGAUUUUUGGCACUCUUGGCAAAAAAUUGCCUUUAAACAUUGCCCUUCCCUGCUCUAGCUCCAGUUUUAAGUUUAUUCUCCUCUAUCCUGGACUCUCACCAGAAGAAACCAUUUCAAUCUGCCCUAUCAACUCAUUAAUAAUCUCACCCCUUACCUUUCAUGAUCAAGAGAAGAUAAACUUAGUAAUGUUAUUUCAUGCCACGUGCAAACUUAUUUCAUACUUUGAGCAGAAUGUCAGGAUUAUAAAAAUUAAUUUGCACUGCAUCCUCUCCACUGUCAAUUCUGUAAAAAAAAGUGUAUAGUUUGUUUUUGUGAAUUCAUAUUUGAUAUGAUGUGCUUGUGAUGCUGCUGCAAGUAAGUUUUUCAUUGCACCUGUACGUACAUGUACUUGUGCAUAUGACAAUAAACUCAACUUUGACAAUAUGCCAUGAAUCAAAUGUACUCCAGAAGUGUCUGUCUAGAACUCUGCACAAUAGCCUCCAGCACUUUGUAUUGCAGGUCCUUUAAAAUAAAGACCAACAUAUCAAUGCCCUUCAGUUAUUUUUGAACCUAACCAGCAGAUUUUAGUGAUUUCUGUACUGAUCAUUCUACACCCUACAGUUAUCUUCAUCCCAUGUCAGAUGUCCUUACUCAAGGCAAUUUUUGGAAAUAUUUUUGCAGGAUUUUCUGUUAACAUUCAGAGGUUAACAUUCAAAUGUUUGAUGAAAGCAGUGUCCUCUUGACAGAAUAGACAAAGUAUUUUUUUAUUCUUAAUUUUUAUUUCCAUUAAAAUAAUAGUGUAAGUAUACAUCGGAUAAGGACAAAAGAAAUGAGUUGGAAUUUUUAAAAUUAUUUAAGUUGAAGUAUGCUAAUGAAAGACCAACUUAGUGGUGAGUGAAACUUGGGGAUUUUAUCACAAGUAUUGUAAGAUUGUCUCUGGUGGAAGUAUGCAGGUAAAGGGGUUAGAGAAGGUACUGGAACAGCUAAAGAGUAACAAAAACAAAUGCUUUUGAACUGAAUGAUUUUGGUCCUCGUGGUGCUUCACUGUUACUGACUACAUUGUCAUUAUGAUAAUUUUGUACCAACUCUUUCACAGAAGAGUCAGAAGCCUUGGAAUGGUGUAUUAAUGUCAGUGUAUUUAGUGUAAUGAGAGAACUGCCUAAAACACCAAGCUCAGUGCUCUUCCUGGAAACACUGAUUGCUUCAGGUUGAACUAUGUUACCUGGUUUUGACUUGAGAAGUUUAAUUGCAGAACACAUUUCAGAUUUUUGGAUAUCAAGUAGAUAGGGGAGAGAAAGCCUUUUAAAAGUGGCACUGAUUUGUGAGCCAGACCUCAGCUUGUGCAUCACAGGAGGUAGGGAGUGGGGUGGGAUUAUUGCUGUGGUUACAAGUAUAUAAAUUGUUACAGGCUUGCAAUUAAAAAUGGAUACUAACCCAUUUUUAUCCAUUGCAAAUAGGCUAUAACUAUCAUAUUACUGUUUGAGGGGAAUCAGAAUGAAAGCAAUAUUACCAUUGGAUUUUCAUUCAUCUUCACUGAUAAUAUUAGUUAUAGAUGGAAUCAGAGCUCCUGCCUGAUCUCUUUCCUGUGGUUCCCUUGUACAUUUUCAUUUUUUUCUUUUUUUAACCAUCUUUAGUUCUCUUUGCCUGCUUAUAAGGCCUCAUGAUUUUUGGAACUUAUUUAUUUAUUUGCUUCAAAUACAAAGCUGCAAGUAAUGAUACUAGAAGAAAUGCCAUCAAUCUUUCUAAGGUAAAUGUAAUAUUUGCAUGGGCACAUGUUCAAGAGUGAUCUGAUCUGAUAUCAUAUGAUCAAACCUCCAGGAAUAACUCCAACAGAUCUGGUAAAUGUAUUCCUGGAUUGCAACUGAGAAGCAUUUGCAGUCUACUUUUUGACCCCAUACUUGUAAUUGAGGAAUAUUUUGGACUAUGCAAUGUAACUUGUGACAUGAGAAUAUUUUGCAAUAUUGAAUAUAACUGUCCUCAUCUCUAAUUUGCUUUACUUGUGGAUCAGACCACUGCUUGGAUUGUCAAAUAGUAAUAUUGAGGAAGUAUGGAUUUCUUGGUUUAUGGAGAUGGAUGUGGGUUCUUGUAACAUAACCUGCAUCAAAUUAAGGAACUUUAGUUGGGUCUUUUUUCAGGAUUUCAGUGCUUUCACAUACUCAUCACUUGAAGUAUUCAAUGACAGUCGUAAAAAAAAAAUCACUCCAAAGGCUACUUUUAUUUGAUUAAAAAUAAUACAAUAUACAAGAGACUUUAAACAUUAACAGUUAAAUAUUGGUGUACUAAAACAAUAUUAUUUAAACUGUGCUAGCGACUUGGACAACAAAGUUGAAACAGCUGUAAAAGUUGGCACAGUGGCACAGCUGGUAGAGCUGCUGCCUCAUGGCAUUCGAGACCCAGGUUCAAUCCUGACCUCAGAUGUUGCCUCUGGAAUUUGCACAUUCUCCUAGUGGCUGCAUGUGUUUCAGCCAGCUGCUAGUUUCCUCCCACAUCUGAAAGAUGUGUGGGUUAGUACGUUAACUGCCCACUGCAAAUUGCCCCUAGUGUAUAGAUGAAUGGUGGAAACUAGAUGGAGUUGAUAAAAUGUAGGCAGAAUGGGAUUAAUGUAGGUUAGUGUAAAUGGGAGGUUAGUGGUUGGUGUGGACUCAUGGGCCAAAGGACUGGUUUCCCUGCUGUAUCCCUCUAAGUCUUAAGUUGCAAGAAAAUCAGUCUAGAUCUUAAUGCCCUUGAGUGUCAACUAUUUAUUUAUUUUUUUUGCUGAAAGUGAUGUUCUUAUCAAAUUCAUAAAUUCAGAGUUAAACAGCUCCAGAUGAACAAAGGGAAGCUCUGUGUAACUUCAAAUCCAAUUUAAUAAGAUGAAUCAAACAAUUAAUUAUGAAAAUCAGAAUUAGACAACAAAGGGCAGAGGUCAGUUAACCUUUUGCUAAAUCCAAAACUGAACAAAGUAACAGAAUAAAGUGCCCAGAUAUAUGACAAAGACUCAUGGCUUGUGUUCUAUUUAUUUUGUUGAUGAAAGUUAGAUGAAACUCUUGAUAACUUCUUCCAGGUCAUAAUCCACAGAGGAAGUGGUUUAAAAUUGGAUGUAUGUUUUUAAUUAGACUUUUCAUGUUUAUUUGCAUUUUUGAUGCGUUUUCAACAGAGUCCAAACCAGGAUUGAUAGAAUCUUCAGUAGCAAGUAAUUGAUCCACUAGCAGUUUCCAGUUAACCCUAACCUAUAAGGGGCACAUUCCUUUUCUAAUUUAAAAUAAGAUGCUGUGACUUAUUGUCCAACCUGUGCUACAAGUCCCAUGUUUUACAAUAAUGGAUACAUAACUGAGCAUGAGACUGGCAGCAGUUGCUGAGCAGGUACCUGUGGCAUAUGAUUACUGAUGGCUACUGGAUGCAUUUCUCAGCUGGUUUUAGUGCUGAUACCAUCUCGUCCCUCAUUGUUGAAUUUCAGUCUGUUUUCAUUCUUCCCGUGUUGCCUUAUUGUAAAUGACAAUCUA